AUGAAAAAAGAGUUUAUACCAAAAUGUUUAAAUAGUCCUGGAAUUCAUACAGAAAAAAGUUCAAAAAGCUGUAAUUAUAAAUAUGAUCCAUAUUCACGUCCAUUGCCUUCAGAUUUUUUUAAUAUUGGACAUCCAGAACCACCUUAUGCUAGUUCUUUUCUUAAUAGAAAUAACGGUAAUGUUUCAAAUAUGCAUCAAUUUCAACCUGUCGAAAAUUGUUCUAUAAACUAUAAUUAUCAAAAUUUUGUAAAGAAUACAAAACCAUCUUUAUCUAAUAGAUUUUCAACAAUAACAUCAUAUGAACCUCAUCAUCUUGGAAUUUAUGAUCCUUUUAAUAUGACAACUCCAUGGAAUUUUAAUUUACCAACAAUAGGUUAUCAAAUUCCAGUUUCAUCGAUUUAUAGUCAAUGUACAACAAUGAAUCAACAUCAAAAAUGGAAAACUCCAAAAAUUGAAUCAGCUACGUUAAAAAACAAUCCUAACUUCAAUUCUCAAUAUGAUGCUAAGAUGUUAAGAGUAGCAACGACUUCUUCUAAAAUUGAUAAAGAAACAGUUAUUAAUAUUAUGUUUAGAAGAACUUCUCGUGAGAAACACAUGAUUGCUGUUCAAUAUUAUAAUCUCUAUAACGAAACAUUAGCUUUAAGAUUUAAAACUAAAAUUAAAGGAAAACUUUAUAAAGUUUUAAAACUAGUUAUGGAAUGUGAGAUUCAAAGAAAUGUAAAAGAUUUACAUAAAGCUUUUGAAAAAGAAACAAUUGAUAAUGCCGUAAUAAUAGAAAUUUUUUGUGGUAAGAAUAAACAAUAUAUUAUAGAAUUAAAAGAAUUAUUCAAAGAAAAAUAUGGAAAAUCUAUAAGAGAUAUAAUUCGUGAAAGAACUGACAGUGGUUAUCAAAGAUUUUUAAUUGGUUUGAUAAAAGGAGAACGUGAUCAAGAACCAAUAAAUAUUAAUCUUGUUGAAGAAGAUGUUUCACGGUUGUAUAAUGGUGGAAAAGGUAUUCAUAAAUUAGAAGAUGAAAAAUUUUUCUUAGACAUUCUAUAUAAACGUAGCUUUGAACAUAUAAAUUUAGUUAUCAAUAGAUAUCAAAAUUCUAUUCAUAAAGACAUUAUUCGAAUUAUCAAAGAAUGGUUUUAUGGAGAUUUAAAAGAUAUGCUUUUAAUGUUUUUUGAUUAUGUAAAUUCAUCGAGUUACUACUUUUCAAAAUUACUUAAAAAUUAUUUAGAAGAUUUCGAAGAUCAUGAAGAAGAAAUUAUUAGAAUUCUUUUGAAUAGAGCAGAAAUUGAUUUAGAAACAAUUCAACAAGAAUUUAAUGAAAACAAUCCAAAAACACUUGAACAUCUACUAGCAACAUCUUCAAUUGGAUCACUAAGGCAAAUCUUUUUGACAAUGCUUGGGCACGGCAUUGAUGAUUAA
Molecule: messenger RNA, 1410 nt
Organism: Strongyloides ratti
Lineage: Eukaryota; Metazoa; Nematoda; Chromadorea; Rhabditida; Strongyloididae
Product: Annexin family and Annexin repeat-containing protein
Exons: 2
Coding region: 1-1410 (469 amino acids)
Cellular component (GO): cytoplasm
Molecular function (GO): calcium-dependent phospholipid binding; calcium ion binding
Source: RefSeq, a predicted model, not a curated record